This is a messenger RNA of Blastocystis hominis, 660 nucleotides long. RefSeq lists its product as hypothetical. The coding region runs from base 1 to 633 and encodes 210 amino acids. Lineage: Eukaryota; Bigyra; Opalinata; Blastocystidae. Gene Ontology annotation, molecular function: GTP binding; GTPase activity. The transcript has 5 exons. The record is from RefSeq and is a predicted model, not a curated record. Gene Ontology annotation, biological process: protein secretion; regulation of exocytosis.
AUGGCUGCUAACAAGAAGAACUUUGAUAUGCAGAUUAAGUUGCUUAUGAUUGGAGACUCUGGUGUCGGUAAGACCUGUCUUCUGAUGCAGUAUGCUUCAAAAACGUUCAUCAAGACUUUCAUUACUACCAUCGGUAUCGAUUUCAAGAUCAAGACCGUUAACGUUCUUGGAAAGACUGUGAAGCUCCAGAUUUGGGAUACAGCUGGUCAGGAGCGUUUCCGCACCAUUACGACCUCCUAUGUGAGAGGAUCAGAGGGUAUCCUUCUGGUCUACGAUGUGACCGACCGAAACUCUUUUGAGAGCAUUUCUUCUUGGAUGGAACAGAUUUCCCAGCACGCUGAUUCUAGUGUCAAUAAGAUUCUGAUCGGUAAUAAAUGCGAUCUUGAGGCCCAGAGAGCCGUGUCCACUGAAGAGGGUAGAAAGCUGGCAGAGAGAUUCGGAAUUCCCUUCGCGGAGACCUCUGCUCAGACCAACCAGAAUGUCGAUGAGGCUUUCAUGACUCUGGCGGAGGCUGUCGUGAAGCGUAAGAACGAUGAAGCCGGAUCCCUCGAAUAUAAGACCGAGAAGGCCGAAACUGUGAAGAUCUCCAAUGCUGGAAAGAAGGAGGGAAAGAAGGGAGGCUGCUGUAAGUAAUGGCUAAGCGUAUUUGAUUUGCGUUCC